This is a messenger RNA of Nerophis ophidion (straightnose pipefish), 7142 nucleotides long. RefSeq names its product ras and Rab interactor 2-like. The record is from RefSeq and is a predicted model, not a curated record. Gene Ontology annotation, cellular component: cytosol; endocytic vesicle. The transcript has 14 exons. Gene Ontology annotation, molecular function: small GTPase binding; guanyl-nucleotide exchange factor activity. The coding region runs from base 523 to 3252 and encodes 909 amino acids. Lineage: Eukaryota; Metazoa; Chordata; Actinopteri; Syngnathiformes; Syngnathidae. Gene Ontology annotation, biological process: signal transduction; vesicle-mediated transport.
AAAAACAUAAACGCGUCAUUUUUUCUUUGUGUGGAAAGUAAGGCGUAGAGCUUCUCCAGUCGUCCAUCAGCAUGCGCCAUAAUCAACUAAAUAGUCAAGGACAAAAUACACAAACUUAGCGAGGAGGCGUGCUGGAAAAUGUGCAAGUUUACUUGCCUGUGAAGUUUUGCCAUUGUCUCCAUGGAAGGACGAACAGUCGACGUUAAAGACACAUUUUAAAGAGCUCUGGCCAGGCCACUCUCGCUUUGAUGGCAUUACACAAGCAGCCUUAACAGACUCAGUUCACAUCCAAAACAAGACACUAUGGCAUACAGUGGGCCCAGCAUGAAUCCUCAAAGUGGUCUGAUGAACAGGAGUGGCAGCUUCUUCAAGUUUCUGCAUCCAGUGGCCCCCGGGUAAAUUGAGUUUGAGACCCCCUCUCUACUUGCUCGCUUCUAGAAGCAGUCGUUCACCUUCCGUAUAUUCAGACUCAAAAAGCUGAUUGAUGCAUUUGCCCUGGAGAUCGGGGAGUUGAAGAAGGAGAUGGUCCACACCUCUCCAACAGUGGAACAGGAGCCUACAGACACAGAAGGACCGGAGAGCGCGGUGAGCGGCGUUUAUCUGGAAUCCCCGGAUUGUGGCGGCGUGAGGGCUGAAAGGGAUUAUGGAUAUGACUCGUUGCGGAGGAGGAUGAGCGUGUUGGACAGACUGAGUAAAACCCACCCUGUUUGGUUGCUGCUUGCAAUCAGUGAAGAAGAGGCGACACGCAUCCUGCUCAAACAGCCACCGGGGGUGUUCCUGGUAAGGAAGUCGAUGGUUCUGCAGAGGAAGGUCCUCUCUGUGCGUCUGAAAGAGGAUCGGUCGGGAAGCUCCAUCAGCCACUUUCCUGUCAGAGAAAGCCAGUAUACAUUCUCCCUUGAUGGAUCUGGGAUCAGUUUUGCAGAUAUUUUCCGCCUGGUGGCUUUCUACUGUAUAAGCAGGGAUUUGUUGCCCUUCCCUCUCAAACUCCCCGAGGCCAUAGCAUCUGCCAAGACCCAAAAAGACCUGGAGGAGGUGGCACAACUUGGACCAGGCUUUUGGGACUCAGCUCUCUGCAGCCAGCCGCAGACCUCACACCCUCCCUGUCGCCCUUUGAGUCGAACCCUCAGCCCGCAGAGGACAAGCAGGGCUGGCGAGGACAAGGUGUCUCAGCCGAGCCACUGCGAAAGCGCGCCACCCACGUUGCGCCCCAAUCCUCACGCCGCUCGACAUGAGAGGAGGCAUUCCGGUGGUCUUCUUUGCUUCGUCAACCCACUCUUUCUCCAGACUCGACAGCGCCACCACUGUGAAGAGAAUCUAGUUCCUCCUGCUACUAAGUGCGACUCCGAGGAUGCGAGGACAGAGUCCGUGAAGCCAACGAGCAGCGGUCAAGAGAACGGGAGUAAGGUGAACCGUAAUUCCCACCCUCCUCCCCGGCCCCCUCCGCCUCGCUUAAUGCCACGCCGGCGACCCGCUCCACCUCCACCCGGACAACCAGCGCCUAUCACCAGACCCAAAAGCAUGCCAGUGGCCGUCCCUGUGGCUCCGAGGCAGCAGCAGGUCCGAACCAGGCGUCCGGCUCCCCCGAGGCCGACAAUGGGCGGAAAACAAAGCAGCCCAUCCAAAAGUGCCGGCUCACCAAUCACCGUGCCUGCCGACCCACCCCCUCCGAGACCUGCUAAGCCCGAUCUGGAAGCACGCCGCUGCCACAUUGCCCUCGAUGACGAGACCAUCGCUAAGGCCUUGUCUCAAGCUAAGCUCCCGCCGUCCGUCCCUGAGAAAAACGAUGGGAGUCCAUCUAUCCGGAACGAGAGAGGACUUCAACGGCUUAGUGACAUGAGCAUGUCCACGUCAUCUUCGGACUCUUUGGAGUAUUCACAGUCACCUGAAUAUAUGGUAGAGGACAGUAGUGAGGAGGAGGAGGACGAUGACGAUGACGAGGAAGUAGAAGAGGACUAUGGGGUGGGCCUGGAGGCCGACUUAGAAAUGCGUCUUCGUCCUUCCUUCAAAUCCCGAAGGCGCAGGGUGGGCGUGAGCCUGAGUGGGGGAUCCUUUAUUGUGCCUCGCGCCCUGAAGGGACGCUUCCGCAAGGUGAGCGGUAUGCUUACCUCCCUGAUGACUCCAGAGAGACGGGCGGUGAAAAAAAUAGCAGAGCUAUCCAGGGAUAAGAGUUCCUACUUCGGCUCCCUGGUCCAGGACUACAUCAGCUUUGUUCAGGAGAACCGUGGCUGCCAUACCUCGGGCGUCGAUUUCUUGCAGACGCUCCGGCAGUUUAUGACGCAAAUGAAAGCGUACCUGUGCCAAAGCUCCGAGCUGGACCCUCCUAUAGAGUCCCUCAUUCCGGAAGAUCUAAUCGAUCAAGUGCUGGAAAAGUCCAUGCACAAGUGUGUUUUGAAGCCACUGAAGAGCGUCAUUGAUGUGGCUUUACAUGACUUCCAGGUUAACAGUGGAGAAUGGCAGCAGAUGAAGGAGAACCUGGCUCUUGCUAAGACCAAGAGGCCCCAGGAGCUCGGGGUGGACGGUGCGGUACCCCCUGACCCUGUGGCCAUUAAAAGAAUCCGACAUAAGUUCCUGACCAUGAGCAAGAUGUACUCGCCUGAGAAAAAGGUGUCACUGCUGCUGCGGGUAUGCAAGCUCAUCUACACCAUCAUGCAGGACAACUCAGGGAGGAUGUACGGCGCUGAUGACUUCCUGCCCAUGUUGACUUACGUGGUGGCGCAGUGUGACAUGCCUCAGCUGGACACGGACAUCCAGUACAUGAUGGAGCUGCUGGAUCCUUAUCUGCUCCAAGGAGAAGGGGGCUACUACCUGACCAGUGCCUACGGAGCCAUGGCUCUCAUCAAGAACUUUCAAGAAGAGCAAGCGGCAAGAGUGCUGAGCUCAGAGACCAGAAAUACUCUGCACCAGUGGCACCGCCGCCGCACCACACAGCGCUCGGCGCCAACUGUGGACGACUUCCAGAACUAUCUCCGUGUGGCCAUGCAAGAAGUGGACAUGGAUUGCACCGCCAAAACCUUAGUUGUCCAUCCCUACACCACCACGGAGGACGUCUGUUCACUCUGCGCUGACAAAUUGAAGGUGGCGCAUCCUGAAAACUACUCACUCUUCCUGGUAACAGAAGACGCCAGUCAACAACUGGCCCCCGACACACACCCGCAACAAAUCAAAGCUGAGCUCCACAGUCGACCUUGGGCCAAGACUUUCCAUUUUGUCUACAGAAGAGUGCCUAUGGUCAGUCCUACACAUGGUGAAUGAUCUAGUUGAAUUAUAAGGGUGUAUUUCACCGAUAUGAAAGUGCUUGUUGGUGCUGGACAAAGUUUGUUUGAAUGUUACAGUCACGAUCAAAAGUUUACAUACACUUGUAAAGAACAUAAUGUCAUGGCUGUCUUGAGUUUCCAAUCAUUUUUACAACUUUUAUUUUUUGUGAUAGAGUAAUUGGAGCACAAACUUGUUGGUCACAAAAAAAACAUUGAACUUCUGGAGGAAAGUUCUGUGAUCAGAUGAAACAAAAAUGGAGCUGUUUGGCCACAAUACCCAGAAAUAUGUUUGGAUGAGAAAAGGUGAGGCCUUCAAUCCCAGGAACACCAACCCUACCAUCAAGCAUGGUGGUGGUAGUAUUAUGCUCGGGGCCUGUUUUGCUGCCAGUGGAACAGGUACUUUAAAUGGGACAAUGAAAAAGGAGGAUUAUUUUCCAAAUUCUUCAGGACAACCUGAAACAGGGGUAGUAGGGAACCUAUGGCUCUCGAGCCAGAUGUGGCUCUUUUGAUGACUGUUUCUGGCUCUCAGAUUAAUUUUACCUGACAUUGCUUAACACAAUAAGUAAUUAAUAAUUCAGCUGGUAAUCACAAUAACGUUAAAUAUAUAAAACGUUCUCAUGCAUUUUAUUCCAUCCAUCCGUUUUCUACUGCACCUGUUCUAGAAGUCGCAUAAAUGGUAAGAAGUAUUUUAUUUAUUAUUGGUUAGCUUCUGAAUAGUGAAGUUAUUUAAAAGAAUAAGAUGCCGUAUUUUUCGGAGUAUAAGUCGCAGCUGCCGAAAAUGCAUAAUAAAGAAGAGAAAACUCACAUAUAAGUCGCACUGUAGUAUACGUCGCAUUUUUGGGGUAAAUUUAUUUGAUAAAACCCAACACUAGGAAUAGACAUUUGAAAGGCAAUUUAAAAUAAAUAAAGAAUAGUGAACAACAGGCUGAAUAAGUGUACGUUAUAUGACACAUAAAUCACCAACUGAGAAGGUGCCUGGUAUGUUAACGUAACAUAUUAUGGUAAGAGUCAUUCAAAUAACUAUAACAUAUACAACAUGCUAUACGUUUACCAAAAAAUCUGUCACACCUAAUCGAUAAAUCUCAUGAAAUCUUAUACGUCUAGUCUCUUACGUGAAUGAGCUAAAUAAUAUUAUUUGAUAUUUUACGGUAAUGUGUUAAUAAUUUCACACAUAAAUCGCUCCUGAGUAUAAGUCGCACCCCUGGCCAAACUAUGAAAAAAACUGCGACUUAUAGUCCGAAAAAUACGGUACUUAUUAUACUCUAAAAAUGUUGGUGUUACUUAAAUAUGCACGCAUUUAGUUGUAUUCAGUGUUAAAAAAUAUUAUAUGGCUCUCACGGACAUACAUUUUAAAAUAUUUGGCUUUCAUGGCUCUCUCAGCCAAAAAGGUUCCCGACCCCGGACCUAAAAUCAUCAGCCCGGAUGUUGGCUCUUGGGCGCAGUUGGGUGUUCCAACAGGACAGUGACCCCAAACACACAUCAAAAGUGGUAAAGGAAUGGCUAAAUCAGGUUAGAAUUAAGGUUUUAGAAUGGCCUUCCCAAAGUCCUGACUUAAACGUGUAGACAAUGCUGAAGAAACAAGUCCAUGUCAGAAAACCAACACAAUUAUCUGAGCUGCACCAAUUUUGUCAAGAGGAGUGGUCAAAAACUCAACCAGAAGCUUGUGGAUGGCUACCAAAAGCGCCUUAUUGCAGUGAAACUUGCCAAGGGAGAUGUAAGCAAAUAUUAACAUUGCUGUAUGUAUACUUUUGACCCAGCAGAUUUGCUCACAUUUUCAGUAGAACCAUAAUAAUUUCUUAAAAACCAACAUACUUAUGACCAACAACUAUGUGCUCCAAUCAUCCAUCCAUUCAUCCAUCCAUUUUCCACCUCCUAUUACCUUUUGGGGUCGCGGGGGGCGCUGGUGCCUAUCUCAGCUACAAUCGGGCGGAAGGCGGUGCACACUCUGGACAAGGCGUCACCUCAUCCUCGAAGGCGGAGUACACCCUGGACAAGUCGCCACCUCAUCCUCUAUCACAAAAAAAAUAAGAGUUGUAGAAAUGAUUGGAAACUCAAGACAGCCAUGACAUUAUGUUCUUUACAAGUGUAUGUAAACUUUUGACCGCCACUAUAGAUUCUGUAUGUCUCUAAGAGGAAGUGAGGCAAAGAAUGUGUUUGCAGACUGUUAGAAGACCGAGUGGUUGUUUGUUUGUGGACUCGAGAGAAGUUAAAAAAAGAGCAUUACAGUAUCGUAUUAUUUUCAAGUCAUUAGCCUUUGCCCUGACUGCUGUGAUCCUAAUCAGCCUUUAUAAGGAAUUAUAAAAUGUUGUAUGCCAGCGUCAGAUUUUUAACUUUACACUUUAUCAAUAUGAACCACAUAAAACACACAGACUGAACUAUUGUAACUACCUUUUUUUUUUCCGCGAUUGCUGGUCAAUUGCGACUUGUAUCACUUGGAUGAAUAUUUUUUAUAACCACAAUGUUCUGUUUAUUUCUAAAAGUUGGUGAAGAUUGGUGUCCUUAUUAACUUGUCUGCACUGGACAAAAUAUUGUUUUUUAUCUUAUGUUGGUUACAGUUUUGCUAAAACGUGAUACAUUUCAAUUCUAUAAUUUUAUAAUACAUGGAUUUUGUCAAAAAUGUACAGAAAUCUAAAAGAGACAAAUACAUUUGAGAAAUAAUGUAAAUCCAACUCAUUUUAUAGAGACUAAUUAUAGUAUUGCAUGCAAAAAAUAAUGUAAAAUACAAGAUGCAUGAGAUGAUCAAAAUAAUUGUAACAUCGCACAGUCACUCUCAAUUCUGUCUAUUAAUCUACUUUGUCACGUGCAAUGUUUGGCUCUGACAUAACCGAGCAGCAAAUGAAAAAUUAUUGAUAAUAUUUACGUUAAAAAAAUUAACAAGAAGUCUUGUGUACAAAAAGAGACUUACUGCUGUAUCAAAACAUUUAGCAAACUUGAAAAAAAGGUUCUCCAAGUAAAAUUCUAAAGUAUCCGUUACUAAUCAUUGUGUUUUGCAAAUUAAACAAACCUUUAAUGACCCGUUAAAUCCAAACCUAAUUUCUGAAUUCAAGUUGGUAAUGAGACAUGACGGACAUGAUUGAACUAUCUCUAUUUAGUAAGUUAUUUCUAAUUUCAAAACUAUAUAUAUAUAUGUAUAUAUAUAUAUAUAUAUAUAUAUAUAUGUAUAUAUAUAUAUAUAUAUAUGUGUGUGUGUGUGUGUACAUAUAUAUAUAUAUAUAUAUAUAACAUAUGUACAUGUUAUGUAUACAUACAUAAACAUAUAUAUAUGUAUGUAUACAUGUAUAUGUAUAACAUAUAUAUGUUAUAUAUACAUAUAUGUAUUUAUAUAUAUAAAUAUGUAUGUAUAUAUAUAUACAUACAUAUGUAUAUUUGUACAGUAUGUAUAUAUUUAUAUAUACACAAACAAAUGUACAUAUAUCCUAUAUAUAUACACUAAUAUGUGUGUAUAUAUGCAUAUAUAUAUAUAUAUAUAUAUAUAUAUAUAUAUAUAUAUAUAUACACACAUAUAUACAUAUAGAUAUAUAUACACACAUAUAUAUAUACAUAUAUAUAUACACACACAUAUACACACACACAUAUAUAUAUACACACACAUAUAUAUAUAUAUAUAUAUAUAUAUGUAUGAGUGUGUGUGUUUGUAUAUAUGUAGAACAACUGGAGAUUAGAAAACAUGUUGGGUUUUUUUUUAAGUGCCUACAAUUUAAAAGCCCACACAAUUGUUGUCAGAAACUAUUCACUUUCUUCAGUUUGUUUUUUUCCAGAACGUUGUACUUUGCACACUAUAUGCAUUAUAUUUAUACUUGUAUGAAGAAUAUGUGGGAAUUGUCAUACCUUUUGUUUUGUUGAGGUCUUUACUGGAGAUAAAGAUUGAUUAAAAAAAAAUUGAGUGUG